Molecule: messenger RNA, 2256 nt
Organism: Zasmidium cellare ATCC 36951
Lineage: Eukaryota; Fungi; Ascomycota; Dothideomycetes; Mycosphaerellales; Mycosphaerellaceae
Exons: 3
Coding region: 1-2256 (751 amino acids)
Source: RefSeq, a predicted model, not a curated record
AUGCGUCAGAAGGAAUUAGGGUUAAAGGAGUGCAUUUGGGAUGCGUCAGCGGCCAAGCCGGUACAGGCAACUGAGGCCAUUACUGGCAGCGGCGUUUCCGUAAUGAGUGGUCAGGACGGCUCCUCUGGAUUGACAUUCUUGACACGGCCACACCAUUCAAUGCCUCCUCGCAUACCCCUGACCACACGGUCUGUACGAAUAAUCCACAAAGAUUCCUAUGUCUGUCCAUCAUGUCUGCUGAAGGACGCCGGGCGUGCAGAGCAGCCGACGCCCAUUAGGAGAUUCACAUCGGAGAGGAGAGUACGGGACAGGACAAGGCCAGACCGAAACGAGGGACCCAAGGCUAGAGUUACUCAUCGAUAUGCCUCGAAUGGUGCCCUGGCUUCGUCGACCGCCGUAAACGCGCCAUCGACUGUGCCCUUUGAACUACGCGACCUACACCAACAUCUACAGCUACUUCAAGACAAAGCCAGCGUUUACGUCGACCUAUCGCGCCUUCAACUCGCUCUUCGAAGUCUGGAGAGUGAAGAUCCAAUCAUCAGAAUUGCUUUCCUUGGUCUGGGGUCGAAUGGAGUCCAGUCGGCUCGAAGGCUGGCAAGGUUAUUGCUCAGUGAUGAGCUCGGAGAAGAGGCUGCGUGGGAACAAGAGUUGUUAGAUCCAAGAGAUGGCCGAAGCGUGCUUUUGAGGUAUGGAGGGGAAUCUGAGGAAAGUGGAGUACAGCCUGCCAAUUCGCCUUUGGUGAAAGAGAUGCGGAUACCUUCAGCACGACUAAAAGGAUGGAACGUUGAGAUUCUGAUUACUGGCUUCAAUGCCAGCGGCUACAACACCUCAGACUCCGCGGAAAGUACGACAGAACUCGAGGAGAGCAUUCUUGUACCACCGAUUACAAUGCCUAAUUCGAACGGUGGUAGAGUGGGUUUCGUGCGGUAUCCCGUCCAUAAGGCACUGAUCGUGUCGGAAGGCGUAACUGGUGCGGUGGAGCUUGGAAAACUACCUGCGGCACUCGCCGACGACAGACUAAUCAGUGCGGCAUUGAAUCUCCCUCUUCGCGGCAAAGCAAGCGAAGAUGGCACGUCCCUGAAAGCGAUUUCUAUCGAUAUCGUCGAACCCGCACUGCAAGCGCUUCGCAAAGACUAUCGAGCAAACGGGGCAAUCUACAGCUCCCAAUGGCAGCAAAGCAAUGUAGCCAGUGUUGCCAGCUGGCUGUCCAAGGCGUCGCGGCCAAGCAGUGAAGGGCAUAGCCUGAAGCCAGCCGUCGAAGCCCUCCUCAAUUCCGAGCUGGCACGUAGCACGAACCUCGUCUCCACGACGGAGGCAAAGGCCCGAUCUUCCUCUGACGCCGUCCCGGAAUCCAAGCGAACUACCCUUCAGAGCGCCAUCUCGUCCUGGUCUGAGGAAGCCCACCGAGAUCUGCAGCUCAACCUCAACAAUGCUCUUACAUCGCCUGCAUGGCGCCGGACGUCGUGGUGGCGACUAUUCUGGCGCAUCGACGAAGUAUCUAUGUCAGCAAGCGACGUGCUCCGACGUGGGUGGCUGGUGGAUGCAGAACAGAGUUUGGCGUUCAUAAGCGGACGCAUUCUGGAGGCUGGUCUCGCCAGCGAAGAAGAUCUGAAGAAAGACUCAGUCAGUAACAUCGAGGACGCCAAGCUCCUUCCUGGUGUCUCGAGGGAGGAAUUCGAUGAGUACAAGGCAGCGAAUGCUCCGAGCGCCGCACCACAGAAGAUUGAGAGUCUUGCGAAUCUGACAGAGUUCCCCGUCAAAGUCGCUCGCAUGAAAGAGGAAAGUGGACUUGAUGUCUUCUUCGACCCGCCCUGGCCUCAGACCAUACACUUGGCGCGCGAACAGAUGCUGCACCAACUUGUCCCGUCGAUGCAUCUCAAGGCGCAAGCAUUGCUUCUGACGUCCCUCUCCACGAUUGGUGGAUCGGCUGCGUUGGCAGGAUGGUUAUGGGUAGCGUCUGGUGGUGUAGCCUUCUACGAAGCUGGUGCCAUCGCAGCCUUGGGACUUGUUUGGGCUCUGAGACGUUUACAGACGAAGUGGAGCUUGGAAAGGCAGAAGUUUUCCGAGACUGCAAGGGAAGACGCAAGAGGAGUGCUCGCAGAGGUCGAAGGCAAAUUGAGGCGGCUGGUCACCGAGGGCGGUAGAGUGGCGAUCCGAACAGAGGAUGAGAAGGAGUGGAUAGAGGCACGUCAAGCGAUAGGAGCCUGCCAGGAAGCACUGAAAGAGGCUGCAAGCCAUGGCAGCGAUGGGAAGUAA